Pelodiscus sinensis (Chinese soft-shelled turtle) is the source of this 10609-nucleotide messenger RNA. NCBI's taxonomy places the organism in Eukaryota, Metazoa, Chordata, Testudines, Trionychidae. The record is from RefSeq and is a predicted model, not a curated record.
GUGUGCCGCUAUCCCCUGGGCAUGUCCGGCGGCCACAUCCCGGACGAGGACAUCUCCGCCUCCAGCCAGUGGUCUGAAUCCACAGCCGCCAAGUAUGGGAGGCUUGAUUCAGAAGAGGGUGACGGGGCCUGGUGCCCGGAGGUCCCGGUGGAGCCAGACGACCUCAAGGAGUUCCUGCAGGUCGACCUGCGCGCCCUGCACUUCGUCACCCUGGUGGGGACCCAGGGGCGGCACGCUGGCGGCCACGGCAACGAGUUCACCCCCAUGUACAAGAUCAAGUACAGCCGGGACGGCACCCGCUGGAUUUCCUGGAGGAACCGGCAGGGGGAGCAGGUGCUGGAGGGGAACGCCAGCCCUUUCGACACUGUCCUCGUGGACCUGGAGCCGCCCGUCAUCGCGCGCCUCAUCCGCUUGGUGCCCGUCACGCCGCACUCCAUGAACGUCUGCCUGCGCGUGGAGCUCUACGGCUGCGCGUGGCUCGAUGGGCUGGUUUCCUACAACGCGCCUGCCGGACAGCAGUUGGUCCUGCCCAGCGGCACGGUCGUCUCUCUCAACGACUCCGUGUACGACGGCGCCCUUGGCUCCGGCAUGACAGAGGGGCUGGGCCAGCUGACGGAUGGUGUUUCCGGCCUGGACGACUUCACACAGACCCACGAGUACCACGUGUGGCCCGGCUAUGACUACGUGGGGUGGCGCAAUGAGAGCACGGCCGGGGGCUACGUGGAAAUCAUGUUUGAGUUCGAUCGUGUCAGAAACUUCACCACCAUGAAGGUGCACUGUAACAACAUGUUUGCCAAGGGGGUGAAGAUCUUCAGGGAGGUUCAGUGCUAUUUCCGCUCCGACGCCGAGUGGGAGCCCAACGCCAUCUCCUCGGUGCUGGUGCUGGAUGACGUCAACCCCAGCGCGCGGUUCGUCACUGUGCCCUUGCUUCACCGCAUGGCCAGCGCCAUCAAGUGCCAGUAUUACUUCGCCGACACCUGGCUGCUGUUCAGCGAGAUCACGUUCCAGUCAGAUGCAGCCAUGUACAACACCUCCGGCGGCCCCCCCGAGUCACCUGUAGCACCCACCACGUACGAUCCAACUCUCAAGGCAGAUGACAGCAACACGCGCAUCCUGAUUGGCUGCCUGGUGGCGAUCAUCUUCAUCCUGGUGGCCAUCAUUGUCAUCAUCCUGUGGAGGCAGUUCUGGCAGAAGAUGCUGGAGAAGGCUUCUCGGCGGAUGCUGGAUGAUGAAAUGACUGUCAGCCUCUCCCUGCCUAGCGAAUCCAGCAUGUUCAACCACAACCGCUCCUCCUCAUCCAGCGAGCAGGAGUCCAGCUCCACCUAUGACCGCAUCUUCCCUCUGGGUCCAGAUUACCAGGAGCCCUCGCGGUUGAUCCGCAAGCUGCCGGAUUUUGCCCCAGGAGACGAAGAGGCAGCCUGCAGUGGAGCCGUCAAACCUGCCCAGCCAAGUGGCCCCGAGGGAGUCCCCCACUAUGCAGAGGCUGACAUUGUGAACCUGCAGGGGGUGACCGGCAGCAAUACCUACUCCGUGCCUGCCAUCACGAUGGACUUGCUCUCCGGCAAAGAUGUGGCAGUGGCAGAGUUCCCGAGGAAGCUGCUCACCUUCCAGGAGAAGCUUGGAGAAGGCCAGUUUGGGGAGGUUCAUCUCUGCGAAGUGGAGGGAAUGGAAAAAUUCAUGGACAAAGAUUUUGCUUUGGACGUCAGCUCCAACCAACCCGUCCUGGUAGCUGUGAAAAUGCUGCGAGCAGACGCCAACAAGAACGCCAGGAACGACUUCCUGAAGGAGAUUAAAAUCAUGUCGCGGCUCAAGGACCCCAAUAUCAUCCGGCUGCUGGCCGUGUGCAUCACCGACGACCCUCUCUGCAUGAUCACGGAGUAUAUGGAGAAUGGAGACCCUGCCCGUCCCCUACGCAGACACCACUGGCUCAAGGCCUGCUCCUCAACCUCACCCCUCCUUUGACCUUCCUGUCGCUGCAGCUACUCGGACCUGAAGUUCAUGGCCACUCAGAUCGCCUCCGGCAUGAAGUACCUGUCCUCUCUGAAUUUUGUGCACCGGGACCUGGCCACACGCAACUGCUUGGUGGGUAAGAACUUCACCAUCAAGAUUGCGGAUUUCGGCAUGAGCAGAAACCUGUACAGUGGAGACUACUACCGAAUCCAGGGGCGGGCCGUGCUUCCUAUUCGCUGGAUGUCUUGGGAGAGCAUCUUAUUGGGCAAAUUCACUACAGCCAGUGAUGUUUGGGCUUUUGGGGUGACACUGUGGGAGACCUUCACUUUUUGCCGAGAGCAGCCGUAUUCCCAGCUCUCAGAUGAACAGGUCAUUGAGAAUACCGGAGAAUUCUUCAGGGAUCAGGGGCGGCAGACAUACCUUCCCCUGCCUGCUCUCUGCCCAGAUCCCAUCUAUAAGCUAAUGCUCAGCUGCUGGAGACGAGACACGAAAGAUCGCCCCUCCUUCCAGGAGAUUCACCGGCUCCUCCAAGCGUCUGCCAGUGAAGAGUGACCCUUUGCUUCGCUUCCGCAUCCUGCUCCUCAUCCCACCCCCGAACACCCACCUAAACAAACUGAAGCAACCUCACCUGGACUCACAAGACUCUCUGCACAGUGGGUCAUCUUCUACUGCACAUUAAAACCCACCAUGAGCAGGGGAAGAAAGUGAGAAGGAACCAAGCUAGCUCCAAUGGCAAAGAGUGAACAAGGGCUAUUGACAGAUGCGGCAUGUUCCUGUUUAUCGGUGGAUUCAGUCAAAGGAUUCUGUUUUCCCCUUUUGGAAGGGGAAAUGUAAGUCCCUGUUCUCCAGGAGGAGGGUGCCGGUGUAGGCAGUGUAUGCUGGAAAUGUCUGUGGACAGGCGCAUGCCCCAGGACAGUGUCUGGUAAAGGGCGAGGGUGUGCCCCAUGCAGGGAAUGCAGUGAUGCGGGUGUUGCCACGAAAGCAGAGUGGGACAUGCAAUUGAAGUUAACACUGACCAUGUCUGGAACUUCUAGGCAUCAGAGAAGCUCAGUGGAUUUAGCAUUUGCUGAGUCAGGGUUCCUCCUGUCCUGGCUUGGCUGCAGCCCGAAGGACAGGGAAAAGUUCUGUAGUCGAAUGUGCCAGCUGCUGGGCUGGCCUGUGCAUUCUGCUUAGUAGUGACUGUUGCCACUGCAAGGGGGGCAUUGCUUGCUGAGGAGCACCUGGUUUAUAGCAUCUGCUGCAGGGUCAAUGAGGAAUGGCCAAGCCACCCAUCUGAAGGAGAGCAGAGGUGCCCUCCUCUCACCCAGCCACAGCCUCUUGUCCCUGAGAAAUGCUUUCUCCACCUGCUGUUCAUGCUCUCAAGGUAGGGAAAUGCCACAGCCACCAGAUGAGGGGGUAGGUGCGAGCUCUGCAUUUCCUGAGACUCUGUGGUAGAGAGGUUUUAGAACAAGCGUUUCAUUUCAAAGGGGAACUGGUGAUAACCUCCCCUUAUUAAGCCCUUCACAUUCUUGAGCUGUAAUACGUAAAGGAACGGGAUGUCGUGCUGCUCUGCAUAGCCACUGGCACUGAGGGCUGCUGCUAGCACCCGCUCCUGCCUGCAGUAACCUUGAGUGCCAUGAUGGCAUGGUUUGUUGUGGAUAGGAUGCAAUGCUUAAUUUGCCACUAAUGAGAGCUCCUCUCCUACCCACCACAUCUUGACAGAGGCUCCCUCAGCAUGUCCCCUUCUGUUCCAGGGCUGGUCUGACCCCCAGUUGUCCUGGCCUCUCCUAGUACUGGCCACUACAUGAACAAUUUGGGCAGCCCUGUUUGCUCUGUCAGUUUCCAGUCAGUAGCCACAAAGAGGUUUGCUGAUGUGAGACCCACAGAGUAUGGACUACACCUCUGGUUCCUACUGUUAUUGGCAUACAGACCAAGCCUUGAAAUCCAACAGAGACAGCAGUUGGUUUAAUGUGCUCAUGCUGAGAUGCACUGUUUCCAGUGUAUUAUAACCGAGCAGUGACAGGGCAUCCGUAUGAGCGCUGGGCCUACGCUAAGUGAACAAACUAUUGCAGGGACAUGGGUAGUGUUAAAUAGUUACCUACCUCACUUGUCCUGGCAUAGUUGGCGUGUCCACAGAGCAGCUCUGUUUUCAUGAGACCCGCCUUGGCUAUCCCCACCCAGCUAGACUUGCAAUUGUAGUAGUACCAGUUGUGAUGCUGACUGGAAUGGCUCUCGAAUGCGAGCACCAGCCUCUGAGUGGUGUGUUACACACAAGAAACAAAGCUCCAGGUGGCUACAUGUUCUGUGCUUAGAUUUUAUCAGCCACGUCACAAGGGUGAGCUGCUGAAGCACGGUAACAGCUUUCGCAUGGAGUCACCGACAGCCCUCUGGGACACCCUGUCUGGCUCAUCUGCUGAUCUGUAUUCAAGAGCAAGGCUUGCCAACAGAACUGACCCAUUCUGACCAGCUGGAGUUCUAUGUCCAGUGUUGGUCACCAGUGUCUAGAGAGGAGGCAGAGACUCUGGAAAGGAUCCAGAAGUGAGUGACAAAGAUGAUCAUAGGGAUGGAAGGCAAGUCACACGAGCCAGGCUGAGGGAACCGGGUCUGUUUAGUUUGGAAAGGGGGGCUAUGACAGCAGUCUGCAAGUCCUCGAAAGCUGCCAUCAAAAAGUGGGAGAAGAGUUCUUCUCUCUUGCCACAGAGGGCAGGGCAGGAGGCAAUAGGUUCAAACUACAGCACAGAAGAGUUAGACUGAAUCUCAGGAAAAACUGAGUCCUACCGGUGAGACCAGUCAGGCCAUGGAACGGGGGCCUAGGGAGGCUGUGGGAGCAACUUCUUUGGAGGUUUCAAAAGGGUGCUGAAUCGUCACCUGUGAUGGAUGGUUUAGACCCAACAGAUCCUACACCAUGGUGGGGGUUCUUCUGGCUGGUCCUUUUGGUCCCUUCUAACGCUGUGGUUCUGUGACCACAGAAGAUCCCAAACUAUCAGGGGCUGUGACACGUGAUGUUGAAUUCCAACCCUUGCCACAAGUUAGAGAGUUGUGGCAAGGGUCUGGAGCCAGGUCUGGUCCCAUGCUUAGAUAUGGAGAUUUAGAUUCUUGCCAUUAUUCCCAUUCACACCAGUAAGAGGUUGGCAAAUGAAAUGACCGUUUUUCCCCUCUGGGGUUUCUCACAGCUUGGACCAGCUUUCCUAGAGAAUAGAUAAAUUAAAGUCGAUAAUUAGGAAAACAAUCCGGGUAUUUCUGCCCCCAAACUGAACUCCAUCAUCUUAAAAUUGCUGGAGAAUGUCUUGAUUUUAAUUACGUAUCAUAAUUAACUUGGGAGUGUGCAUGUGGCUCCACUGCCCUCUGCUGCCUAGAACCAGAAAUGGUUCACUAUGUGUCAUAUACUUCACACUGCUGAAAAUUAAUGGAAACUCUCCAAUAGGUCCCAUAGCAGGAAACCUGCCUUUUCCUCCUUCCCUAUCUCCCAUCAAUUGGUCUGAGUUCUGUUGCCAUCAAACUGCAGGAGACCAUAGUGAACAGCAGGGGGACAAUUGUAAUGUGCUAAGUAGCCAUGAACUUGUUACAGGAUCAACAAUACACUAAGAUAUUUGCAAGAAAUUAAUAUGAAACCAAAGAGACUCUGCAUCAGACUGGUCUAGCCUAAGCAAUGUUCGGGGCACCCUUUGCACAGCAGUCAUGAAGCAGCAAAUGUUGGACUCCAAUCAGCACCUGUGGACCAAGACUUAAAAAUCUGCUCAUCCUUGGGUUCCUGACUGCAUGCUGGGGCAUCUACGGAAGUGGCUGCAUUCCCUGCUUCACCUUUCCCCCCCAAAGCCGGAAGGGCCCAGGAGUCACUGAAAUCAGUAGAACUGUUGGCUGCUGUGUAGGAUGUCUCAAAAUCAGAUGACUUCUGUAAGCACCUAACUAUAGAUUUAAGGUACUAAUUAGGGCUGUCAAUUCUCGUAGUUAACUCAAAAAUUAAUCGUGAUUUAAAAAUUAUUUAUGAUGAAUUGUCUUUUAAUCACACUGUUAAACAAUAGUAUACCAAUUGAAAUGUAUUAAAUAUUUUGGAUGUUUUUUCUACAUUUUAAAAUAUAUUGAUCUCAGUUACAACACCGAACACAAAGAGCACAGUGCUCACUAGGGAUGUUAAAUUGCGGGUAACUGACUAAUCAAAUAGUCGAUGCAGUUUCCAUCGACUAUUUGACUAGUCCAGUGUUUCCCAAUUGGUGUUCACAGGUUCCGUGAAGAGCCGGCACUCCCCCGCCCUCUCUUAAAGAGACAGAGCUGCGAUGGGUAUCAUGGCGGGGCUUGUUUUUUUUCUUUGCUCGACAAAAAGCGGUGGUGGGGCCUUUUUUUUAAGGCAACCCUAGGGGUUCCAUGGCCAAAUAAAAUUGGGAAACGCUGGACUAGUCGAUGGGGCGCCUCUGCCUCUGAAGUGUAGCAAUGGCCCUAGGGCUGUUGCUGCACUUUAAAAGUGAAAGUGCUAUGUGGAGCGCAGGGUCAGCUGGGGACUCCCCGCUGACUCCGGGCUCUGUGCGGUGCUGCCGCUUUGAAAUGCUGCCGGGGAGCCCGGGGUCUGGACCCAGGCUCCACAUGGCACUGCCACUUUGAAGUACCCUUUUUCCCCUCCCCCUUGCUGCCUCUUUCUGAUAGAGGCAGCUAAGGGGGGGGAGAGCGAUCAAUAAGCAUUUGCUUAUCAGAUAGUCGACUAGUCCUUUACAUUCCUAAUAUUAUUUUUAUUACAAAUAUUUGCAUUGUAAUAGUGAUAAAAGAAAUAGUAUUUUUCAAUUCACCUCAUACAAGUACUGAAGCCCAAUCUCUAUCAUGAAAGUGCACCUUACAAAUGCAGAUUUUUUUUAAUGUUACAUAACUGUGCUUCCAAAACAAAAUAAUACCUAGAACCCACAAGUCCACUCAGUCCUCCUCCUUCAGCCAGUUGCUAAGGCACACGAGUUUGCUUACAUUUACGGGAGAUAAUGCUGCCCAUUUCUUAUGUACAAUGUCGCCUGAAAGUGAAAACUGGUGUUUGCAUGGCACUUCUGUAGCCAGCAUUGCAAGGUAUGUAUAGGCUAGAUAUGCUAAACAUUUGUAUAUCUUAGGAGUAGGGAACCUCAGGCCUGGGGGCCAGAUGCAGCCUCUAGCUUGCCUGGAUCUGGCCCCCAAGCCUCAGGGCCUCCCCCAGCACUGGGUAGCCUGAACUGGCACUCCAGCCCACUGCUGCCCCACCACGGAGCUGGAGCACACAAAAUCUAGUAGGCUCUGGUGUGCAAGAGAAACGUGGGGAGUGUGUUUCUCCUUCUCAGUUGGGGGCCAUGUCAGGGAGGGUUGGGUUGCUGUUUUGUUUCUCACUUCUGUGCGCCCCUCGACUGAUUUGUCUGUGGGUCAAUGGCCUCCGACCCCCAAAAAAGUUUCCCCACCCCGGUAUUUCCCUUCAUGCUUCAGCCAUCAUUCCAAAGGACCUGCUUCCAUGCUGAUGAAGUGCAUUUAAAAAAAAAAAGGGUUAAUUAAAUCUGUGACUGAACUCCUUGGGGGAGAAUUGUCUCUUGCUCAGUUUUACACCCAUUCUUCCAGCUAUUUAAUGUUACAGCAGUUUCUGAUGAUGACCCAGCAAAUUCUCUCCCUUUUAAGAACACUGUCACUGCAGAUCUGACAAAAUGCAAAGAAGGUACCGAUGUGAGAUUUGUAAAAAUAGUUACAGCACUCAACCCAAAGUUUAAGAUUCAGAAGUGCCUUCCAAAAUCUGAAAGAGAGGAGGUGUGAAAUAUGCUUUUACAACUCAUAAAAGAGCAGCAUUCCCAUGUGCAAACUACAGACCUGAACCACCCAAAAAGAAAAUCAGCGUUCUGCUGGUGGCAUCUGACUCAGAUGAUAAAAAUUAUCAUGCAUCAGUCCAGACUCCUUUGGAGCAUGAUUAGCAUGGACACUCUUAGGCUGUGUCCAGACUCAGGGGUUUUUUCGGGAAAAGUAGCCUUUUCCUGAAAAAACUUCCCCUGCGUCCAGACUCAAGCCGCGUUCUUUCGAAAUUAUUUCGAAAGAACGCGGCUUUUCUUUCGAUGGCGGUAAACCUCGUUUCACGAGGAAGAACGCCUUCCUUCGAAAGUUCCUCUUUCGAAGGAAGGCGUUCUUCAAUGUAAAGAGGCCGUCUUCGAAAGAGAGCAUCCAGACUCGCUGGGUGCUCUCUUUCGAAAAAGCGGAUUUCCCUGCAGUCUAGACAUAGCGUUAGAGAAGAAACAGGUGACUCAGGAGCAGAUGGGGUAAACAGAACUGCUUUAUUGCCCACGCACGUUUACCUCAGACAUUCAACACACCGCCCAAGUGGCAACAAAGUGGCAUCAAUGACACCCUUUUAUCUAUUUUAGUAUGUUAAUUCACACGUCUAUUACUACUUUCCCUAAAACCUUAUUUAGUAAUGUUAACUCCUAUACAAUGAAUAUCCCACUAUAUUAAUAUGAAAAGUAGGUGAUUAAUGCAAUUAUACCCUCCCGUUUGUUGUUUACUGGUUUUUAAUUGAAUCAGUAUUACAUACUGUCUUAAUCAGCAUCUUAUAGGAAGGGGGAAAGCGCUUCAACCCUGAAAAUGUUUUUACAGACAAAUGCGAAGACAAUACAAGGCCCUGUUCAGUGCAACCAUCUUCCAAGGCUGCCAGGACAAGAGGAAAAAUGUGUUUAAAGGGCAAUGGCAAUGCCUAUUCUGGCUAAACCCCUUACCCAUUGAUGUAUAGUCAUCCCAGACCUCCAUUCAUUUUACAUAUCCCAACAGAUACGUCCUCUGGAAUGGUGGUUGAAGCAUGAAGGGACAUAUGAAUCUGUAGCAUAUCUGGUAUUUAAAUAUCUUGUGAUGCUGGCUACAACAGUGCCAUGAAAACGCCUGUUCUCACUUUCAGGUGACAUUGUAAAUAAGAAUUGGGAAGUAUUCUUUCUUGCAAAUGUCAACAAACUUGUUUGUCUGAGCAAUUGUCUAAACAGGUAGUAGGACUGAGUAGACUUGUAGGCACUGAAGUUUUAUAUUUUGAGUGCUACUGUUUUGUACAUUAGUUCUAAAUUUGUAAGUUCAACUUUCAUUAUAGAGUGCACUACAAUUAUUUGUAUUAGGUGAAUUGAAAAAAUACUAUUUAUCGUGUUUUUACUCUGCAAAUAUUUGUAAUAAAAAUAAUAUAAAGUGAGUUUUAUGCACUAUGUAUUCUGUAUAGUAAUUGAAAUCAAUAUAGUUGAAAAAGUAGAAAACAUCCAAAAUAUUUAAAUAAUGGUAUUCUAUUAUUCUUUAAGUGUUAUUAAUUGUGAUUAAUCUUAAUCACUUGACAGCCCUAAUACUAACUUUAGCCUCCCAACCUUUUCAUAAAAAACCUUGGCCAUUGACGUUAAUGGGAAAACUCUAUGGCAACAAGAGUGGGCCCCAAAUUGAAAAAUGGUGCAAUAUUGAUGCAUUUUCAAGGAGGUAAAGAAAAGGGAUUUCUGGGUUUGAUAGCAUAGCUAAUUCUUAUAUGCUGUGUAGUCCCAAGAUAUUAGAGAGGCAAGGUGAGGUAAUCUGUGAUAUUAACUUAUCCAUUUGGUCUCUUUAAAUAGGUAAAGGUUAACAUUCUGCCUCCCUACAUUUCCUCUUCAGUUUCACAUGGUUACACUCCUCCACUUCCUGACCUAAACUGUUGUGUAGUGUUGAUGCAAUAUUGGCGGCAUUCUGCCCCAGAACAUGCUGCCUCUCCAUGAUUUACAUGUGUAUAUAGUUUGUAAAGAUGUAACUCUUUGGGUCCUUUGGGACCAAAGAGGCUAUAAAAGUGUAUGAUAUAGUAGUUGUUAUUAAUAAUUGUUAAACUUCCUAACAACCAUAGGUGCAAAAUCCUCUUUUCUCAUAACAGAGCAAAUGCCUGUUGCAUGCAGAAGAUCCAGAUCUACACUUCUGGCACCUUGUGUUGCUACUUACAUAUGUGCAAUACUGUGCAAAGAGGGUGUGAAAUACACCCCAUGGGAGUUGGUGGCAUUCUGCACAUCUUUAUUGACACAAGGUACACAGCAGUGGGAAAACGGGCUGUAGGGCUCCUUGAUGCAGCUUGGCAAUGGGUCUCAAUGCUGAAUUGGUGAAGCAUGGGGAGCUUCAUAAAGAGCUUGCCUUUCAGAGGCGUGGCGCACCUGUUGAUCACUUUGACUCCUGGGGUAGUUGGGACUGAUCAGCAUCUCUGCAAGGCAGGCUCAGAAAGGGCACCUUGCCAAAGUCCUCUCCCAGCAGUAAGUUGCCAUAGGUGUAAAUCCAUUUGGUGAGGUGAGGAGGAGGAGGAGAAUGUAGCCCCAGAUCUAAGUGAUGUGGCUGGUUAUUGCUCUGUGUCUGUGUUGUAAAUACCAAGUUUCUCUGUUUAAUGAACCUUGAAGUAUGUUUUCCUGCCCUCCCCCUCUGCAGAAAGCAUGACUCUGAAACAGUGUUUGAGCUGCUGCUGUGGCUAACAGGUCCUUGUGCUGUACAGCCCAGCCCUGUGCAGAGAAUGUGAAAUGGCAUCUUCCAUGCCUAGUGCUCCAGCUGCUCACAGAGUCUAUCUCCAAUACUCAUUCCAAAACUGCACUCCCCAAGGGCUCAAUAUUUGGAAAGGAGACAUGAUACGCGUGUAGAGUUUUCUGUAGCUCCUUAUUUAUUCUGUGUAAGGACACCCUGCAUUGUACUUAUGUAAAAUUAUUGAUUGUAAAUAACAACCGUCUUUAAAAAACCCAAA